This is a messenger RNA of Malassezia pachydermatis, 1617 nucleotides long. RefSeq lists its product as hypothetical. NCBI's taxonomy places the organism in Eukaryota, Fungi, Basidiomycota, Malasseziomycetes, Malasseziales, Malasseziaceae. The record is from RefSeq and is a predicted model, not a curated record. Gene Ontology annotation, cellular component: nucleus; cytoplasm. The transcript is spliced from 3 exons. Bases 1 to 1617 code for a protein of 538 amino acids.
AUGUCAGGAAUUCCUCAUGAAGAGCUUCCUAUUUUGGAAGCUCUGAUCAACAUCCGUCAUCAGUUGACGGCAUUGAAGCAGAGUGCUGAAUAUAUCAAUCCGCAUGACGUCCAAGUCAUUUACACGGCCGUCAUCAAGCAGAUUACUAAGCUGAAUGCUAUCCGAGAAGAAAGGCAGGCAUCUACAGCGGCGCAGGAUGUCAGCAAGGACUCGAACUCGUCAGAUAACAACGGUGGCAGUAAUGACACGUCCAUGACAAAAAACACCCGUGUCGACACAAUGCUCGUGGAUGUGUUCUACUUGCUCAGUUUGUUUUUCCUGACUGUGGGUCGAAGCCGUGAAUGCCCUGCCAUGUUCAGUCAGAUCGGGUGCAUGAAACAACUCUUGGAUCAUAUGGACGAGUCAGCCGUCUAUACGGAAGCCGACUUGAAGCCCUUUGUGACGCGUAUUCAGGAGCUGCGUGAUAUCAUCAAGAGUGAUGAGCGCCAAAACAAGCAUCCGCCCCAGCUGACCAAAUUUAUGGCGCGCAAAUUGGAAGCGUGUCAGAAGGUAGUCAACAAACUCCAGAAUUCUCUCUCGGUGAUCUCAGUGGAGUUGGUUCCUAUCCACCAAAAGCUCGUGACGAUCCGUCGGCAACUCAAUGCAGCUGCAGCGAAGCCUAAGCCACCGAAAGCAGAGGUAAAGCAAAUUCUCGAGGAGCUCCGAAAAAUCGACGGCAAGCGUGUGGAUGGUAAGUUUUUGGGCCCUGGUGGUUCGUCCGUGCCGGAGGGCCAGGAAAUGUUGGCGGGCCUCCUGGAGAGCUGCUUUGAGCUGAGCAAUGAUAUUCUCGUGCGAAAUAGCACAGUGUCACCGGCAUUGCAGCCAAUUUAUGAUCGUUUGUUGGAGACGAAGCAGCAUUUGGAGCAUUUGGAGCAGCGUCAUCGAUGGACAUUGCGUGAGACGGAUUUAUGGACCUACCAUUUGACGCUCAAAGAUAUUGACCGUAUGCGUGUGAAUGGCAAAUUUGUGGACCGGAACGGCGAUCAACCCGAGGGCCAGUUGGUUCUGUUAUACCUAUUGCGUCGUUCCUACGGCCUCAUCAACAAGUUAAUUUCGUCGUCGGAGCCACUUUCAGAGGAGCUGAUGCCCAUCUCAGACAAGCUCUCUACCAUCUCCAAGUGUCUCAAAGAAGUAAGCAAGUAUGGAGGUACAUUCACGCUACGCGAUUUGUACCCCUAUCGGUUGGCCUUGCACCAAAUUGCCUCGCAACGCAAGCCUGUGCUGGAUAAGGAGGGGCAUCCCAUGGAAGAGCUGCGCUGGCUAGCGAGCGACGGUUCUGUGCCAGAAGGUCAAGGCAUUAUCCAGGCACAGUUUGAAGAAGUGGAACAGACCAUUGACGAGCUGCUGAACCGUGAAGAUGAAGAUGACGAUGAUGACGAUGAACUGGCUACUGUGGACAGCUCGGCCAUCAGUAGUCACAGCGACACAUUUGGGUCUGAUACCGCAAGCGAGAGUGACUAUGUCGGCUCCUCGCAACUUCUCGACAGCCGAUCCGGGCAAAGCCAGACGGGUCAUUCUGUCGACGCGGCUUUGUUGGCAGAGCAGCUGGCUCGUACGGCCUCACUGUCUCUUUCCUAA